Molecule: messenger RNA, 532 nt
Organism: Amborella trichopoda
Lineage: Eukaryota; Viridiplantae; Streptophyta; Magnoliopsida; Amborellales; Amborellaceae
Source: RefSeq, a predicted model, not a curated record
UGCAUUUCUACACAUGCGGGCUUGGCCGCAUAGAAACCGGUCCUUUCUAUAAUUAUUUGGAAAGUUAAUGACACUCUUCUAGGGUACAUGUGUUACAGGGUCUGUUUGAAAAUGACUGCCAAGUCGAUCAUCCUGGCUGUAGUUGGUUCUGGUGUACUUGCCUUCACAGUGGAUCACUUCCUUGCUGAUAAGAAGCUAUUUGGAGGGACCACGCCGAAAACCAUGACUAGUACAGAAUGGUGGGAAGAAACUGACAAGAAAUUUCAAGCUUGGCCUCGCACUGCAGGCCCACCUGUGGUGAUAAACCCAAUAAGUCGGCAGAAUUUCAUUGUAAAGACCCCCAGCGCUGAUGCCUGAUGCUUUAUGAGAUUAACCUGAGAGCUCAGUUUAGAAGAUACCUUUGCCAAGACUUUAGUCUCUUGUUAUUAGAUGGAUGCAAUUCUUCUUCUUCCAUAAGUAGAGCUCAGAAGAUUGAUUAUUUAGGAAAUAUUUGACUAUUUUUUUGAAUAAAUCAAAUUUGAUUUUCAGGUCU